AUGGCGCGGACCAUGAGACCCGACGACAUCAACCCCCGGACGGGGCUGGUGGUGGCUCUGGUCAGCGUGUUCCUGGUGUUCGGUUUCAUGUUCACUGUGUCCGGCAUCAAGGGAGAGACGCUGGGGGACAUCCCGCUGCUGGCCAUUGGGCCAGCCAUCUGCCUGCCGGGUAUCGCCGCCAUCGCCCUCACCAGGAAGACCGAUGGCUGCACCAAGUGGCCCAAGAACAAGUGUCCGUGCUGCAAGCAAGUCAAGGACCGAGAUGUCAUGGAGCUGCUGAGGACCCCUUCGGACCUGGAGUCUGGCAAGGGAAGUUGCGAUGAGCUGGCCAAAAAAGCGUACCAGAAGGAUGGGAGGGUGCUGCCAGGUGAGGACUCUGUGUCCAUCUGCACCACUACCACCACCACCACCGUGGGAGAAUGCAAGAGCCUCAUCAGAAAGGUGGAUCAGGAGGAGAUGCUGAGAUACCUGGAGGCCUGUUACCCAGAAAUGCCGGGGAAUGUCUUUGUGGGAGAUGGCUCCAUGUACUUGGAGAAGAAGAGCUCUUCUCCCACCAGGGACAGCACAGCUUCCCCCGACAUUGAAGACAACAUUUUUGUUGCUCCUAAAGACAGUAUCAUUGUCUGCUCUUACAAAGAGAACAGCCCUUAUGACAGAUACUGUUGUUAUGUAAAUCCUACUGGAGUCAACUCAGACCAGGAGACCAUAGUGUGA
Messenger RNA from Chaetura pelagica (chimney swift), 714 nucleotides. It is a transcript of the gene TMEM215, whose product is annotated as transmembrane protein 215. NCBI's taxonomy places the organism in Eukaryota, Metazoa, Chordata, Aves, Apodiformes, Apodidae. Bases 1 to 714 code for a protein of 237 amino acids. The record is from RefSeq and is a predicted model, not a curated record. The transcript has a single exon.